Messenger RNA from Mytilus trossulus (common blue mussel), 2461 nucleotides. RefSeq names its product ER degradation-enhancing alpha-mannosidase-like protein 2. Lineage: Eukaryota; Metazoa; Mollusca; Bivalvia; Mytilida; Mytilidae. The coding region runs from base 111 to 2411 and encodes 766 amino acids. The transcript has 10 exons. Gene Ontology annotation, biological process: carbohydrate metabolic process; mannose trimming involved in glycoprotein ERAD pathway; endoplasmic reticulum mannose trimming. Gene Ontology annotation, molecular function: mannosyl-oligosaccharide 1,2-alpha-mannosidase activity; calcium ion binding. The record is from RefSeq and is a predicted model, not a curated record. Gene Ontology annotation, cellular component: membrane; endoplasmic reticulum.
GACAAGAUUUUAACCGAUUCAUUUAAAAAUUUCACUCACUUGCUGCACUUAUUUACGACAGACCGGAAAAGGAAGUUCAAUUAUUCAAAUCUCGCGUAGUACGAGACGCAAUGUCAGCCCCCAUGAAAUGUCGAUAUGUGGCAGUAAUAAUAGUUUUUGUUGCUUUAUUCGAAUUGACAUGCUCUCAUUUGGGCAAAGCAUACUCAAAAGAUGAUAUCCUAAAAUACAGAGGCAAGGUAGAGAAGAUGUUUCACCAUGCAUACGAUGGCUACAUAAAAUAUGCUUAUCCCUAUGAUGAACUUCGACCUUUGACUUGUGAUGGUCAUGACACAUGGGGAAGUUAUUCCUUGACACUGAUAGAUGCUUUAGAUACUCUAGCCAUCAUGGGAAACUACUCUGAAUUUCAACGUGUUGCCAAGCUAGUAUCUAACAUGAUCAACUUUGAUAUAGACAUCAAUGCUUCUGUAUUUGAAACUAAUAUCAGAAUUUUAGGUGGAUUACUGUCUGCUCAUUUAUUGUACAAGAAAACAGGAAUGGAGUUAGAACCAGGAUGGCCAUGUUCAGGACCUUUGUUGAGGUUAGCUGAAGAUGUAGCAAGGAGAAUUCUUCCUGCUUUUGAUACACAGACUGGCAUGCCCUAUGGAACAGUUAACCUAAGACAUGGUGUACCUAAAGGGGAGACAACUGUUACAUGUACUGCUGGUGUGGGAACAUUUCUAAUUGAAUUUGGAACACUUAGUCGUCUCACUGGAGAUCCUGUUUUUGAAAAAGUUGCCAUGAGAGCACUCAGAGCUCUUUGGAAUGUUCGCUCUCCAAUUGGAAUGGUGGGAAACCAUGUUGAUGUAAAGACAGGAAAAUGGACUGCUCUUGAUUUUGGUAUUGGUGGCGGAAUAGAUUCAUACUUUGAAUAUUUGGUCAAAGGAGGCAUCAUGUUUAACAUUCCUGAACUCUUAGAUAAUUUUCAUGAAUACCAUGCAGCUGUAAAGAAAUACAUAAAGAGAGAUGACUGGUAUAUGUGGGCAAACAUGAAUAAAGGGGGAAUAACUCUACCUAUGUUUACAUCUCUAGAUGCAUAUUGGCCUGGAAUACUGAGUAUGCUUGGUGAUAAUGAUCAAGCAAUGAAGACAUUACAUAAUUUCCAUCAGGUUUGGAAACAGUAUGGAUUUACUCCAGAAUAUUAUAAUAUUCCUAAAAAUGAGGCUCACAAAGGGAGAGAAGGAUACCCUCUUAGACCAGAGUUGAUAGAAAGUGUGAUGUACCUGUAUAGAGCAACAAAGGAUCCUUUUCUACUGGAUAUAGGUGUAGAUAUUAUAGAGGCUAUAGAACAAUCUACUAAAACUAAGUGUGGAUAUGCUACAGUUAAAGAUGUCAAUAACCACCUUCUUGAAAACAGGAUGGAAAGUUUUUUUCUGGCGGAGACAACCAAAUAUUUGUAUCUUCUCUUUGACCCAGAUAAUUUCAUUCACAAUAACGGUAGCUCAGGAACCGUUAUACAGACCCCCAACGGAGAGUGUGUAAUUGAUGCAGGAGGAUAUUUCUUCACCACAGAAGCUCAUCCAAUAGAUUCUGCUGCUGUGUAUUGUUGUAGUGCUGCUAAAAAAGAAGAUGAUGCAAUACUUCAGGGAAUGCAUGAUAAUUUAGAUCUUUUGUCCUUGUUGGAUAUCCUCGAUUCAACAGAAACAAUAAUAGGAGAAAAGUUAAUUUUAAAGAAAAAGAAAGAAGAAAAAAGUCAAAAAUUAAAAGGAGAAACAGGAAUUAUUGAUGAGUUCGGGAAAAUAGUUGAAAAAAAUGAAAAUUUAAAUGAGAAUAAGAAUAAAGAAAAUGUAAUAAUAAGAGAUGAGAAAGAUGAAAGUAUUUAUAUGAAAAAUGAUAACAAGAAGAAAGAAAAUGGAGAGAAAAGAGAUAUAAAAGAUGAAAAUGUUCCAAAGAAGAAUAAUAAUAUGGAUGUUAGAAAAGAUAAUUUUGACAAUAAAAAAGAAAGUUUAGACAGUGUAACAUCGGAUAAUGUUAGUAGCAAAAAUAGUUCAAUUCAAGUGAACAUUGAUCUAAAAAGUCCAGAAUUGACUAAAAGUGAAAAAUUGCAAUCAAAACAUUCACAAAGUGAAAGUACUGAUAAUCAGUCUAAAAAUAGUAACACUGCCAUUAAAGAAUUAGCAAUAUUACCAAAACAGGUGAAACAGACAUCUCAGACAAAUUUAAAUUCAUUAGUGCAACUUUUAAGUUUAUUGUCAGGUAAAGAAAUAACAGCAGAUAAAAAAGAUACUGAGUGGGUACCAGAUGUGAAUCACUUAUACCAAGUCAUGCAAAUGUAUUCUAAUGUUUAUAAAGUCAAACCUGAACUUAUGAUGUGUAAGGCUCAACCUUUUCACAUGAGAUGGUCUGUAAAUGGGGAGAUGUUUGAGGAGGAAUAAAUCUCUCACAAUAAUUUAUUUUUAAUUUGAAAUUUUAAUGCAAUCUAACA